This is a messenger RNA of Cucumis sativus (cucumber), 1152 nucleotides long. RefSeq lists its product as uncharacterized. NCBI's taxonomy places the organism in Eukaryota, Viridiplantae, Streptophyta, Magnoliopsida, Cucurbitales, Cucurbitaceae. The transcript is spliced from 2 exons. Gene Ontology annotation, molecular function: mRNA binding. The coding region runs from base 123 to 695 and encodes 190 amino acids. The record is from RefSeq and is a predicted model, not a curated record.
AAAUUAAAAAUGUGUAUGUUUCCUUUUCUUUUUCAUGUUGUGAAAAUUUUGUAUACAUUGGGGGCAUAAAGCAUUAUCUUUUUAGCGCCACCCAUUCUCCGCCCCCGCUCCACCCACAAGCCAUGGGUCGGAAGAGAGAUAAACCCUACCCUUCCUCCCACCUUCCUACCUCUGCCCCUAAGAGGCGUCGCCCUCCGCCGUCUACGGAGAACGAUGAUUUGGAAAAGCCCGUGUCAAAACCUGCGCCACCCCUUGCCCUAGUCGUCGUUGACCUUCCUUCACACUGUUCGGUCCUUGACUUGAAGUCCCGUUUUGAGAUCUACGGAUCCAUUUCCCGCAUCCGAAUCGACCGUGAUUGUGUUGGUUACAUCACUUAUCGCACUAAAGACUCCGCCGAUGCUGCCAUGACCGCUGCGCUUGAUCCCUCCUUCGCCUUCACUAUUGAUUCCAAAAAGGUUCAGGUACUAUGGGCUAAUGAUCCUCAAGUCCAAUGGCGACAAGGGAUUAACGUUGGUGUUAACAAGAAUAAGGAAUUAUCUUCAAAGCUCUUGCGGGCAGAGGUGCCACUAAGCAGACAUGGAAGAAGCAAUAAGCUUGCUUCAGCCAUUGUCAACCCCAGAAGAAGCAACAGUUCUUCAAGGUCAGAUGUGCCUUUCAGGGGCAGGGAAGUUGUUGCUUAUGACGAUAUUCUCUAAGUUCACAGAUUGCUUCAAUUGUUUUCUCCUUUUCAUUUAGUGUGGUAUAGUGUAGUAUAGAUCGAGUUCUUAAGUGUACAAGUAUUUUAUGUCAGUUGUCUCAUAUUCCCCCAUUAAUUUUUCUUGAUUCAAACUUCUUUAUGAUCCUAAAUCCAAGUUUGUGUUAAUGUAUAUCCACCAUUAGUAGAAGGAAACUUAAGCUUUUCAUCAAGGCUUAGUUGCUUACUUAAUUACUCUGUUCUUCUAGUCAUGCUUUGAUCUUUGCCCCUUGCUAUAUGAGCUUCUUCAAGAGUAUAGAGCUUCCUCUAAGGAGACCAUGUCUAUGGUCGGAUUGCGAGAAGUUGUUGUAGGUAUGAGAACUUGACUAACAUUAUGUAAGAACUUCAAAGGAGUGCUCAAGUGUAUGAUUUUCAUAUACACUGUAUAGUUUUUUAUUAAUGAAUUGUGUUCUUGAACU